GGAUGACAGUCCUGACGGUAAGUUGUUGCAGAGAACUUAGGGAUUGUGGGGAGUUAUUUGCGGGUAAGUCAACGUUCCGCAAGACGCGCAGACAGGAAAGGAUUGAGGACCUCAACUCUCAGAUGAGCUGAGAAUCUGUCGAAACGACGAAACAUUCAGGCCACAACGUGAGGGAAGAUACAGACACAAUGUCCACUGUCCACUUCAGUCCAGGGUCAGAUUCAGGUGUGAAUGGAAAUGUUGCAAAGAUGGAAGAUGCUAAAGUUAAGAUCGACGAUGGAAAGGAGGAGAGUUUGGUACCGGACACCAUGUACCACAAGAUCCGUAAGAAGAUCACACCGUUUGUCAUGUCCUUUGGAUUUCGUAUAUUUGGACUGGUUCUGAUCAUAGUGGACAUUGUGCUGGUGAUUGUGGACUUUGCUCUGCCAGCCAAGAGCAGAGAGUUGGGGGACACCUUAGAGGCCGUGUCCCUCACCAUUUCCUUCUUCUUCGUGCUCGAUGUCCUACUGCGGGUCUACGUGGAAGGGUUUAAGGUGUACUUCAGCUCCAAACUCAACAUCAUAGACGCCUGUGUUGUGGUGGUGACCUUGAUUGUCACCAUGAUCUACACCUUCACUGACCUGACUGGUGCCAGCCUCAUCCCCAGAGUGGUCACGUUUUUCCGUUUCUUGAGAAUAAUAAUCCUCGUGAGGAUUUUCAGAUUGGCAGCCCAAAAGAAGGAGCUCGAGAAGGUCACCAGGAGGAUGGUUUCGGAGAACAAGCGACGUUAUCAAAAGGAUGGUUUUGACCUUGACCUUACCUACAUCACAGAUCGCAUCAUUGCCAUGUCCUUCCCCUCUACUGGGAAACAGUCUUUUUACAGAAAUCCAAUCGGGGAAGUGGCCAGGUUCCUGGACACUAAGCAUGACGGACACUAUAAGGUUUACAACCUGUGCAGUGAGAAGGGUUACGAUCCUCAGGCCUUCCACUACAGAGUCGAACGGGUCUUCAUCGAUGACCACAACGUCCCCUCGCUGCAGGACAUGCUGAACUACACUGCCAACGUGAGGGAGUGGAUGAAUGCCGAUCCCAAAAAUGUGAUUGUAAUUCACUGCAAAGGAGGAAAAGGACGCACGGGUACAAUGGUGUGCACCUGGCUCAUAGACAGUGACCAGUUUGAGAGUGCAAACGACAGUCUGGAGUAUUUUGGUGAGAGGAGGACAGACAAGAGUGUCAGCUCCAAGUUUCAGGGAGUGGAGACUCCCUCUCAGAGUCGGUACGUCGGCUACUAUGAAACCAUUAAAACACAUUACAAGAGGAAGCUGCCUCCACCUAAACAACUGAAAAUCAAGAGCAUCCGGAUCCACUCCAUAUCAGGUGUGGGCGAAGGAGAUGGUAGUGACUUCAAAGUGAAGAUUUAUGUGAAGAAAGUACUGGUGUUCCAGUGUGUGUGCAGCAGACAUGAGAACUGCACAGUGUUCCCUGAUGUGGGCAAUAACGCAGUCAUCAUCAGUCUAAAGAACGGGCCUGUGGUUGAAGGAGAUGUAAAGGUCAUGUUUGAGUCACAUAGUCUUCCAAAAGGAUACGAAGAUGUUCCGUUCUUCUUCUGGUUCAAUACCUCCUUUGUAAAGAAUAUGAAGCUUUUUCUACCAAGAGAAGAACUGGACAACCCGCACAAACCCAAGACCUGGGAAAUUUACAGGCAAGACUUUGGUGUCACCGUGUACUUUGCAGCCCCGUAAACGUGUUUGUUUGUCAUGACUGAGUGAGGAGCAAUUGUUUAAUAGAGCAUGUGAGAUGAAAUCUAGUUUUUCUUCCACUGAAGUGUGAAGAAAAAACUAUGACAAUUAUUAAACUCCAAAUACUUUUAUUUUGUAUGAUAAAAGUCCACACAAACACCUCAAAAA
Molecule: messenger RNA, 1886 nt
Organism: Cynoglossus semilaevis (tongue sole)
Lineage: Eukaryota; Metazoa; Chordata; Actinopteri; Pleuronectiformes; Cynoglossidae
Gene: tpte
Product: transmembrane phosphatase with tensin homology
Exons: 19
Coding region: 189-1721 (510 amino acids)
Biological process (GO): dephosphorylation; transmembrane transport; monoatomic ion transport
Cellular component (GO): cytosol; membrane
Molecular function (GO): monoatomic ion channel activity; phosphatidylinositol-3,4,5-trisphosphate 3-phosphatase activity
Source: RefSeq, a predicted model, not a curated record